AUGAAGCUUGAAAUCGGAGAUGUUGACGAAGUAAUGGAGCAGAUCACCCGAUUAGCUCCCCCAUCACAGAAGGAAGACCACAAGUUUCUCAAUUUAUUGAGAAAGGCCAUAGAGAAGAAUACUGUUGUAGUUCCUGGGCCGAGUCUUGAGAAGCUCGCAGAGAAGACCGAGCAAAGAGACUUCAAGAUGCUGUCUCUUGCACUGCUAAGAAGGGAUUUGCCUGUGAAAGCACGCAAGGAGUUUGACGAACAUAUUAAGGGUGUGAAGGAAAGGAUAGAAGGACUAAAGGUAGAUGAGUCUUUAAAGGAAGAAGAUAUUGUGCACGGGAAGCGAGUUGAGAAAUACAACAAUAUGAUGGAUGAAAUCGCUCAGAUCGAGGAGUCUGUGCCAAGCAUCCAAGAUAAAAUAAAAAAGGCACAUGGCCUAGUUGAGGAGGUAUUUAGUAAGUCUUCAGGAAGACGCCUGAGGCCACUUGAGUAUGCGGAGAACUUUUUCAAGCUUAUAUAA
Messenger RNA from Encephalitozoon hellem ATCC 50504, 507 nucleotides. RefSeq lists its product as uncharacterized. The transcript has a single exon. The record is from RefSeq and is a predicted model, not a curated record. NCBI's taxonomy places the organism in Eukaryota, Fungi, Microsporidia, Unikaryonidae. Bases 1 to 507 code for a protein of 168 amino acids.